CGCGCCCUUUCAAGAGGCUGAUGAGGCUCGACARCGCUUGUUGCAAAGCAAACACGCUGUGUGGGAAUGGGUAUGCCCAUGCAUGACGACCGAGUUCGUGGCCGUGGACGGCAAUCAGCUGCCCAAGGGCCGCAGACUGUUGGGAUGGAUGAGGGAGCGGUCGAUGGUGGGCCAGUGGACGACGAGCUGUCUAUCCUUAGAGAGAGGGUCCGCGUCCUUKAGGYGGAGCAGGGGUCGACUCAGGUGCAGAACACCACACGACAGCCUUCAAGGCGAAAAGCCGACUUGUCAUGGCUCAGGACAGAGGGCACACGUGCACCAUCAGGUGUUGUUGUGCCCCACGAUCGUCGCACGCUGCAGACGAGGUUGGAUAGUUGGGCAAAGGGAGGUCCGCAGCAGCAGUAUGAGAGGUUGURGGCCAGAGCCUUGUACAGGGCUGGGGUSCCAUUCACAUUCAUACAGCUCGAGACUACGCAAGAGCUAGCAGAGAGGGUCGCUCCRAAGAAGGCAAAGUGGAAGUUGACARGGUGCACGAUGAUGACGGACGGGGCAACGACAAGGUCGUACAAGCCUAUCGUUAACUUCAUCGCAGCAGGCGAGGACGGGCCCGUGCUGAUCAGUACCGUUGACAUGUCGGAGAGGGACAAGACUGGAGUGGCACUGGCAGAGUUGUGGGAGGAGGUCAUCCGCGAUAUUAACGUUAAGCAUGUGAAUGCUUAUUGCACUAACAACGCUUAUGCAAACAAGGUGGCUGCACAGCAGUUGCAAGACCAUCCGGACAGAGACAUAUCCCGGAUCCCUUGGCUCCCCUGUGCAGCUCAUUGCUUGAGUCUUCUCCUGCGCGACAUCACGCGUUUCUCGUGGGUGUGGCCGAUCUUGAAGAACACACACAAGUUUGUGAUGUUCUUCAAGAACAUUCACAAGGCCCUCUCGUAUCAUUGGUCCUUCAAGGAGCAGGGGCAGCUGGAGCUGAUCCGGCCAUGUGACACACGGUUCGGGUCAGCAUAUCAGAUGGUGGAGCGACUUACCGAUCAGGAGAGGGUAUUGCGGAUGGUCGUGGGCAGUGUGAGAUGGCGGAGCACCCUCUGGAGGGGGAARGCGAGGCAGGAUGAGCGCCCUGUUCGACAGCUUGUGCUGUCGGCGUCAUUUUGGGAUUGUGCGCACCGCGUGCAGGAGGUCAUGAGGCCAGCUUAUAGCCUGUUGCGUUCCAUGGACAAAGACGGUUCCUCCCCCCCCACCCUUUGGGCGUUUGUUGACAGUAUCGCAGCGCGUGUGCGCGACAUGGGCCUACCAGAGGCAGACGAGGCAGGGAUUAUGGAGAGGGUUGACUACCGUUGCGGCAUGAUGCGCCAGCCGGCGCAUGCGCUCGCAUACCUCGUUGACCCGCGACGGCGUGAUCUUCUACGAGCGAGGUCGACUUCSCGRAAGGGGUAUGUGGAUGUUUGGGAGGAUUUGGUGGAGGAGCCGCCAGAGCCAGUGGUUGGCGAUCCUUCAGAGGAGGUGUACGCCGAGGGCAUGACGGUCCUUGAGGAGGUGGAGGCAGACUUGCGCAGCCGGCGCAAGGAGGGGGGUGAUYGUGCCAGUGCGCGCCUGUUGCAGGCGCGAGAUGAUGACGAUGUGGAGGCUGAGGAUGCCAUUUACGAGGYGGAUGACGUGUGGGCGGGGAAGGACAUGAYUGAGGAGAUUGCAGCCGCAGGGAAGGGGAAGGAGAAGGUGCACGAUGACCCACUCGUGUCUCGUGUGUGGGACAGGUGGGGGAGCCCUGAUGCUGUGGAGGACCUCGACGGGUUCCUGCAUGGCUCCAGACACACCCUUCAUAUCAUGAAGGACAUUGAGGAGUGUCGCAGGCCGGAGGGGGGGAGMGGACGGGUUGAUGAGGGUCAUCAUGUGGACACAGGCUUUCAUUCGACUGCCUUUGACGACGAGGCGGGCUGCAGUGCCGCUACCACUGACGUAGGGGCGACACACACGCCUCAGAUGUCAGUGACCCCCCCUAGCACUCCGUUGUUUGGUAUGCCUCUUGAUGAUGGGGCAGGCGGGCGGCCUUCAGAGGGACCUAUCCCGGGGAGUGUAGCAGAGGAGCAGCGUCCCGAUGUUGGGGAGCUGGAGGCAUCUCGUGGCAGGGAGGACCUGUGUCCCGAUGUGGAGGAGGAGGAGGCAGCUGCCAUGGAGGCAACUCCCGACAUGGAGGAGCAGGAGGCAGCUGCCAUGAGCCAUGGGCAGCCGUGUCUCAGUCAGGAGGAGAUGGGGACAGGUCACACCGAGCAUGGCUCCCCCGCACCCACCAUCUCGGAGGUGGCCCCUGUUAUCGGGGAGGGCGUGAGAGGAUGUGAGCCCGAUCAGUCGUGCGACAUGGAGACAGACGGAGUGAGGACUCGAUCCCGUGCUGUUGUGGGGAAGAGGACGCGUGUUUAUGUUGAGGAUGAUGACGACACCGAUGAGCAGGCCAGCGGUGACAGGUCUGAGAGCGAGUACGAGGCUCCACCGCAACCCUCCUAUGAUGAUGACGACGAUGACGCCGGAGGGGACGAUGAUGAUGCUACGGUAGAGGACGAGACACUGGUUCCAGGAUUGAACCUGCAAGACAACCAAGUGUUGUAUAUCUACUCCCGCGCGUUGCCUGAGCCCAUCCGGGGACACCCGGCGGCCGAAGCAAAGUCAGGUAAGUACAACUAUAGGCAAUUUCGCGAUCUUGCCCUGCAAAGGGAGCAAAUGACUUCUCAAGUCAAAAACUCCUAUGCAGUCGUAGUUAAGUCUGGAGGAGGAGGAGGAGGAAGGACGAAUGAUGGGAAACGAAUUCUUUGGCGACAAAAGUGCCAGGACCACACCCUUGUUGUCUUCGAUGAUGAUACAGUGGAAAAGUGGCCGAUAGAAGAAAGGAAUGAAAAGGAUAACAACAGUGACUCCGCGAAGGGGGAAGUCACUGCUGUUGUGGCCACCAGGGGACGGCCACCCAGAAAUGCUAUACGGAAGAAACCGUGCGCGUUUCCAUGGCACCCUGGCACUGCCGAAGGGAAGCCUUGGUUGAAGAUGGGGAUGACCCGUGAGACUUGGCAGGAGCGCAUGGACAAUGCGCAAUGUCUUAAAUGCGGCACACCAGGACAUAUGAUCGCAUACUGCCCGAUGAUUAGAAACCCAAAAGCGAGGAGCCAAUAGGACGAACAGACAGGAAGGGCGCCUACAACCCCUUCCUACCCUUCUUCUCAUAUGGCAGAGGUUGAUUCUUCCUUAGCCCAUCAUCCAGUUCGCCCUGACAUUGUCUUAUGCUUUGUCUCCCUCAAUAACUCCCUUGAUGAGCUAGGUAAUGAAUUGCUAGCCUUACG
This is a messenger RNA of Chara braunii, 3323 nucleotides long. The record is from the annotation of a GenBank genome assembly. NCBI's taxonomy places the organism in Eukaryota, Viridiplantae, Streptophyta, Charophyceae, Charales, Characeae.